Messenger RNA from Heterostelium album PN500, 4215 nucleotides. RefSeq lists its product as uncharacterized. The record is from RefSeq and is a predicted model, not a curated record. Bases 1 to 4215 code for a protein of 1404 amino acids. The transcript has 6 exons. Lineage: Eukaryota; Evosea; Eumycetozoa; Acytosteliales; Acytosteliaceae.
AUGAAGUUUGACACUUUAUUUUAUUUGACGAGUACCAUUUUGGUACUAUCAAUGGUGGUAUCGCUCAAUUCCAUAGUGGUAUUGGCCGAUUCACCAUUGGGAGAUGUAGAAGUAGGAGAUACCUUCUCUAUGAAAUCGGUGGAAGUCGAAACCACCUAUAAAUUCGAAAACGACGAUUCACUCAAAGCACCAAAACUCAGUUUUUCACUCACCAGAGGUCAAGCUGAAUUCAAAGAUUUAGUUCACCAAGAUCCAGGUACCACUAAUUUCCGUAUUGGUGCACCAACCGAUGUAAUUUCAAAUGGUAGUAAAUUAUCAUUCUCAUUGUUCACUUUGAUUUCAUUUUUGUUGGUUAGCACUUUCGCUACAAAGAACAGAAUGAUUGUAUUUUUAGCGAUGUUGAUUGGAUUUUCCAGCUUUGUUUUUGCCAUGAAUAUGACUGACUACAGUGUAACAGUUACUAUUAGAGUACCAUCUGGAUAUCUUUUCAAAUCGAUUUCAUUGGAAACCUCUAGUGGUUCUCUCGAUAUGAGUGGUCUCCAAGCAUCCAACAUCAAUAUCAAUGCUUGUCAUAUGAAGGCUUUCCCAAUUAAAUUUAAUGGAUUAUCUGUUAGUACUUUAAAUAUUUGUUCUAUCUCAUCUGUUGAUAUGUAUUCAUUCCAAAUGACCUCAAGUUCCAAUGUUACCAUUUCAACUGGUGAUAAAGUUGAUAUUAGAUUCAUGGCAGGUUACACCGGAAAGUUGAAUAUUCAAACCAAUAGUGGUGUCACUCCAUCUGUCAAUGGAACAUGUACUCUCAACUCUGAUACCGUUAAUGGUAAAUUGGUUACAAAAGGUGCCUGUGGAACUUCCGAUUCUACUCUAUCUAUCUCUGCUGAUCUUGGUGUUAAUAUUUUCGCCAUCCAAACUUGUCCUUUGAGUUCAACCUGGAGAGAUCCACAACCAUCUUCCGAUGGUCCAGUCUCUCCAGCUAUCCCCACAGCUGCCAGCCCAGUAGUCUUCAAUCUCCCAUCGUAUAACGAUUGGACAAUUACAGGUGAUUGGUCUGAACCACUAAUCUUCAGCCAAUGUUCAGCCGGAGCAAAAUCGAACGGAGUUGACGUUGGAGGUGCAUUGAAUGUUACAAUCAACAGAGCAUGGGGUCCUGAUCAAUACCAAUUGGCUUCCAUGAAACAAAAUUUCUAUUUGCGUGCCGGUGAGAAGUAUAAUCUCCAAGUCGAUCUACUCAGUACCGUUUCCAACCCUGCCAACUAUUUAUUCGGAUUGCAAAUCUGUGUAUAUGGAUAUUACAACAGCUCACGUGACAGAACUUGGAUCGAUCCAAAGCUUCCAAGUGAAUGUGCCAACUUCCCUGGAACUGGUGCAGCCUUGGGUAACCCCAACACCUGGACAUCUCACUCUCUCGACUAUAUCCCAACCAAAGAUUUCCCAGUUUCUGUAGUUGGUAUCAAUCUCUUCUUGAACCAAACCAAUAAGAUCAACUCUGUAUAUUUCCGUAACAUGAAAUUUACAGUUGCUUCGAAACCAAUUGUUAAACCCACUCUUCUCAACAAAGAUUCGGAAUUGGUAAAUCUUAGAAAGCCAACCACCGGUCUUAUGCCACAAGAUCGUCUUACCUGUCCGCAUCUCCAAAGUGGUUUGCUCCACUGGCAUGAUCCAGCCACCUGGAAUGGAUCUGUUCCAUCGCCAUCCUCAGUUAUCACACUCCCAGCUAAUUCCAAAGUUCUCAUCUCCUCAUGUUCCAUCGACCAAGAUGCUGUCUACCAGAAAAUUGUUAUUCCAGCAAGCAGUGAAUUAAUUUUCUCUGAUUCCAGCUACACUAUGAACAUUCACGAUGUUGAUGUCAAAGGAAAGCUAACAAUGGGUUCUUCAACUUGUCGUAUGAAUGGAAAUAUCGAAAUUAUUUUCCACGGACAGAAAACAACUUCCGACACCAUCACCCAAUAUCUUGGAAGUAAAGGUAUUGCUGUCUCCAGAGGUGGUUACAUUAGUGUCCAAGGUAAACAAUACUACAAAACUUGGUCGAGAUUGGCAGCAACAGUCUAUCCAUAUGAAUCUAUUAUCUAUCUCCAAGACAAUGUCAAUUGGGAAGUCGGACAACGUGUUUUCAUUACCACUUCCAAGUACGAAGAUGAAUUCGAUCCACAAAACGAAGAGAUGACUAUUGCUGCAAUCAAUGGAAACAUCGUUCAAUUCACCGAACCAUUGCAAUUCCUUCACUAUGGUGGUCAAGAGUAUCAAGCUGAAGUCGGUUUGAUUUCACGUAGAAUUAUCUUCCGUGGUGCAGAUGAUUCCGAUGCCCAACAAUUUGGUGGACACGUCCUCACCAUGUCGAACGGUCAAUUCGCUGGAAUCCAACUUACAAAGAUGGGUCAACGUAAUCUCAAGGGUCGUUAUCCAUUACAUUUCCAUUUGGCAGGUGUUGUAAUCAAUUCCUACAUCUCUGAUUGCUCCGUUGAAAAGUCAUACUAUCGUUGUUACACUGUUCAUGGUACUCACCAGUUGGUAGUUGAACAAAACACCGCUUUCGACGCCACUGGACAUUGCUAUUAUAUCGAAGAUGGUGUUGAAGAAAAUAACACCAUUGCCUACAAUUUAGCAGCAUAUGUACAUACCAUUGGAAAACCAGCCGCUGGAAAUUCACAACAAGGUGAACUAUUCUAUCAGAACAACGAUUUAACUCAACCUGCUGAUAGUUCUGCUGGUUGUUACUACAUUACAAACGCCUAUAAUCGUAUUAUUGGUAAUGCUGCCAGUGGUGGUUGGGCAUCCUACUCAUUCCCUAACCUUCCAAAACCAAUUGGUAACUUUAAGAAUAUGACAAACUUUAGUCCGGAAUCUAGAACAACUCUUGAAUUCGAUGGUAAUUCAGCUCACUCUGCUGGAUAUUAUUUCUGGUUUGGUUCAUGUAUUUAUUGUGGAGGUAAACUUUGGUAUGAAAAUCCAAAUGUUGAUUCUUUAACCUACAAAUCCGGUAGACAAGACAGAGACACUCAAGAUGUCAAUGGAAAUCCAGUUUGGAUGAGAUGGACAAAUAUGAAAGUUUCACAAUGUUCAUCAGGUGCAAAUCACUGGGGUAAUCAAAUUGAAAUCGAUACCUAUGAAUCGCAUGAUAAUAAGAUCUCUGGUACUGUAUUUGGUUCUGCUUGGAUCAACAAUGCAAUUGUAAAUGGUUUCUCUAACAAUCCAGCUGAUAAUCGUAUUGAAUAUUCAGAUGUAAUGGUAACUCGUCAAGGUUUCCAAUUCUAUGAUACUGUUACACAAACAAUUAUUACCAAUAUUAAUUUCAGAAACUUUAAACAUGAUUCAAAUGCUGCCAAUCCAGAAUCUGAUAACAGUGUUAUCGUUUCAAUGACUCACUCUGAUUUAUACAAACCACAACAAAUCUCUGCAACCAAAGGAAUUACAUUUACCAAUGUCCAAAACACUCAACGUGUCGGUCAUCAAAUUCGUGAGACUGGAUCAAGUAGAUAUUUCAACUUUAUCGAUUGGGACGGAUCCGUUUCAAUGGUCUCAUCUACACCAAAGAUCGUUGGAUCCAGUUUGAACUGGUGGAAUUUCGAUAGUUCCUGUAGAUUCAAUACCGAUUGGGAGACAUGGAUCUGUGAACAAAACGGUCGUCAAGUUGGAAAUAUCCAAGUGGUCGCACCUGGUUUGAUCUUUGAUGACGGCAGCACUGAAGAUACCUUUGUCAAUGUUGGAAACUCUUCGUUGUUCGGACCAAAUCUUCCACCAGGUCCACAAACAGCUUUCAUCACCUCGAAUGCCGGUAUCACUGGUAUCCUCGGAAUGGGUUGGUAUCUUAAUUUCUACAAUGGUGUGGCGCCACCCUCUUUCAGAGUGGAUACACGUCAGGUUCCCUAUGGACAAUACAUUCUUUUGGCAUUGACAUACCCACCACAAUCCACCUUUGUUAUCAAAGCCGGUAACUCUUGGGACGAUCAAAAAUACUGGAUCACAUUGACCACUGCCAGUUCGCAAUCUGGAGUUCUCAACGGUGAUGGAACCAAAUAUUACUUUGACCCAACAUCCAACAAUCUCUUUAUUAAGAUUGUAAACAAACGUCUAACCGAUGACUCUCAGAAAUUCACUCGUGGUGGUGUUAGCAUCAGAGAUUUGGAUUGGGGAUUCGGUUAUUACAUUACUGCUACCUGUCCUGUACAGACAUGUGUUAGAUCCGACACAACCGCCAAAUAUCCAACAUGGGUAAAUUAA